AUGGCUUGGUCUAUUGGAGAUGAUUCUGCUAUUAAUCCUUGGGAGGAUAUCUGGAUUCCUCAUCUGGGUCCCUUAAGGGAUAAUGUAAUUGAUCCCUCGACACAGCAGCUCUACCCCCGCUUUGAAGAUCUCAUGACUAAUACAAGUUCUUGGAAUUAUACUCUGUUAUCUUCUUUAUUUCCUGCAGAUGUUUUGCCUCAUUUUGCUAGCAUUCGCUAUCCUAUCAUCGGUUAUACUAAAGAAUCUUGUAAUUGGCGUUGGCACGAUAAUUUCUCAAUCAGCAACGCCUAUGAAAAACUCAUGGAAAAUAAUUGGGAGCCCCAUUCCACGGUUUGGAAAACAAUUUGCAAUGUUGAGCGUUUUCAGAGAACCUUAUCCAAUUCGGCCAUCUGCACAAUUUUUCGGACCUCUAAUGAAACAGUUCUGCAAAUUAUAAGAGACUGCAGCUUUGCUCGCGAUGUUUGGAACCAUGUUUCUCCGCAAGCGUCACUUCCGACUUUCUUUACUGCUGAGCUUCAUGAUUGGAUUUUGCAAAACAUUAACACAACCGCAACCUGGAACAGCUGUAUUUUUGCCACGAGUUCCACCGAUUAUUCAAAUGUUAUUCAUCAUAGCUUACUCUGGGCAAAACAUUAUAGCACUUGCAGCAAUUCGCUUGAUAUAACUACCAUCGGUGGCCUCUUGCGUUAUAGCUCUAGACAUUGGCUAGGUGGCUUCAAUCGCACCAUUGGUUUUCCAAAUGCUUUACAAGUAGAACUAUGGGCCAUUCAUGAUGGUCUUUGUCUUGCCUGGGACCUUGGCUACAGAUUAAUUCAAAUCCGAUUAGAUUGCCAGAAAGCUAUAGCUAUCAUCAACGAUCCUAAUGCUCUCUCCUGUCAGCUUCCCCUUGUUACUUGUAAAGCUACUAAGUUGGGAGCUUGA
Molecule: messenger RNA, 921 nt
Organism: Hibiscus syriacus
Lineage: Eukaryota; Viridiplantae; Streptophyta; Magnoliopsida; Malvales; Malvaceae
Exons: 3
Coding region: 1-921 (306 amino acids)
Molecular function (GO): nucleic acid binding; RNA-DNA hybrid ribonuclease activity
Source: RefSeq, a predicted model, not a curated record